UCCCGAGUAGCCCCGGCUCCAUUGCCUGGGGAGCUGGGGUGUGGGACAGACAGACAGGCACACAGAACCCAAACCCAAUCCCACCCCGUGCUGCCCUCCAGAACCAUUUCUGACCCAUCCCAAAGGCAGGGAUGGAUCCGGGCCCCCUUGACCCCACUGCUCUUCCUCCAAUGCAGGUGACACCGUGCGGCCCCAGCAGCCCCUGUGCACAUGGACACUUCUGUGAUGAACACUUCGGGCUGUGCCUGCCCACACGUCCUGCUGGGCAGUACUGCCGCCGUGACACCCACUGCGCCCAUGGCCUCCUCUGCACCUUUGGGAAGUGCCAGCAGCCCGUGCCUGACGGGCAGGAGGGAGCACGGUGCCAGCAGGAUGAGGACUGUGGGCCAGGCGGCUGCUGUGCACGGCGGCACGGCGAGAUGCUGUGCCAGCAACGGCUGGAACUGGGGCAGAGCUGCCAUGUGCCCCCCGGGGGUUUGGCCUUCAGCAUCAACCAGGUGUGCCCCUGCCAGGCUGGGCUGGUGUGCCGAGCAUCGCCUCCACCACGAGAAAAAGCAUUUGAGUACUGGCCUGAGAAGAGCGAGUGGAGGUGCCGGCAGCCCUGAGCCAGCAGCGCUGUAUUUAUUCCCUGUAAAUAGCAUGUACAGCCCCAUUGCAGGACGUGUCCCUCCCCAGGAGCCAGGCAGGUCCUGGCCGCUCCCAACCCCCUCCAGGAGAUGCUGCAGUCACUGCAGAGCAGAGCUGCGCUUGGUCUCAGCCCCCCACCCUCCUUGUGCACCCCCACCAGGCACAGCCACGGGGAGAUCUCACCGAAAUGUUUAUUACAAAGAACCAAGCGAGCGGGGCGAGUCCCCCCACACACCAAGGAGAAUAAAUAAAUAAAAUACACUUUGUCGGGGUCUUUAAAUAAAGUUUGUGGGAUGACAUAAAUAUGGGACGUCCCUCUGCCCUU
Messenger RNA from Meleagris gallopavo (turkey), 952 nucleotides. The record is from RefSeq and is a predicted model, not a curated record. Lineage: Eukaryota; Metazoa; Chordata; Aves; Galliformes; Phasianidae.